GGGUUUUUUGUCGCGGUUGAAGCUAAAUCCGUGCUUUGUCUCGACCGCGCCGAGCGCUUGAGCCCAGUUCGGUCCCAGGCCCUUUGUCCUAGCUUUCGUGGGUGGAAAGCAAGACCGCUCUUGGGCCAGCAUCUACCAGAGCUAUUGAUUGACAAUGGAAGACUAUAUCAAAAUAGAGAAAAUUGGAGAAGGCACAUAUGGAGUUGUGUAUAAGGGUAAACAUAAAACCACAGGUCAAGUGGUAGCCAUGAAGAAAAUCAGACUGGAAAGUGAAGAGGAAGGGGUUCCUAGUACUGCAAUUCGGGAAAUUUCUCUUUUAAAGGAACUUCGUCACCCAAAUAUAGUCAGUCUUCAAGAUGUGCUCAUGCAGGAUUCCAGGUUAUAUCUCAUCUUUGAAUACCUUUCCAUGGAUCUAAAGAAAUACUUGGACUCUAUCCCUCCUGGUCAAUUCAUGGAUUCUUCACUUGUUAAGAGCUAUUUGUACCAGAUCCUACAAGGGAUUGUGUUUUGUCACUCUAGAAGAGUUCUACACCGAGACUUAAAACCUCAGAAUCUAUUGAUUGAUGACAAAGGAACAAUUAAACUGGCUGAUUUUGGUCUUGCCAGAGCUUUUGGAAUACCUAUUAGAGUAUAUACACAUGAGGUAGUAACACUUUGGUAUAGAUCUCCAGAAGUAUUGCUCGGGUCAGCUCGCUAUUCGACUCCAGUUGAUAUUUGGAGUAUAGGCACAAUAUUUGCUGAAUUAGCAACUAAGAAACCACUUUUCCAUGGAGAUUCAGAAAUUGAUCAGCUCUUCAGAAUUUUCAGAGCUUUGGGUACCCCCAACAAUGAAGUGUGGCCAGAUGUGGAAUCUUUACAGGACUAUAAGAAUACAUUUCCCAAGUGGAAACCAGGAAGCCUAGCAUCCCAUGUCAAAAACUUGGAUGAAAAUGGCUUGGAUUUGCUCUCGAAAAUGUUAGUCUACGACCCUGCCAAACGAAUUUCUGGCAAAAUGGCACUGAAUCAUCCAUAUUUUAAUGAUUUGGAUAAUCAGAUUAAGAAGAUGUAGUUUUCUGGAAGUUUCCACAUGUUGUAUCAAGAACAGAUAGCUAUAUUUUACUGUCAACUCUAUUUUUGUCUUCUGUAUUUUUGUUUUCUUUGCUGUAAAACUUAAGCUGUACUUCAUCUCCUAACUUCAAAAGUUGUAACUUAAAAAUGUAAAUAUUGUUCUAUAUGAAUUUAAAUAUAUUCUGUAUAUGUGUGUAGAUCUCACUGUAACAACUAUUUGUUACUAUAAUAAAGCUAUAACCUCUAAUAUUGAUGUCAGAAAUUGGGAAAAUUUUGAGUUAGCUUAAAUCAUAAUCGAACGUUAAACAGCCCAGUUUUCUUGUAGUUGGAAUUUAGGACAGUGUGCUCCUUAAGUUCAGAGUUCAUAAUGCUUUGAAGUAUUUGUAUGCUCUGGAUGUUUAAGUUUCCCUGUCAGUUUCUUGCCAUGGAUUAAUUUCUACUGGCAUUUCAAUUUGUGAUUUAAAUAUUUAAGCAUUCAGAGUGAGAAAACUUCCCAGAUUUGAGAAAUAAUGCUGAAUUUAUACAGGCUUUUACUAACUUAUAAGAAUAGCCUUAGAGUAUGCCAAAAUUUGCUAAGUUUUAUUGUUAAAGAUCAAAGGCUGCCCAUACCAGGGAAGAACAGUUUAGAGAAUUUGUGAACUAUCCUACUUUUAGGUAGGUUAUGAAAGAUACUUAUCUAAGUGAAUUCUUAUGCCUUGAUCAAAGGUAAUAGCUAUGCAAAGGAGUGGUUAUUGUGAUUUUCAUUUCUGACUUAAACACUAUGUCAAAGUUUGCAAAUAAAGUUAUUAGCAGCCUUCUUA
Phyllostomus discolor (pale spear-nosed bat) is the source of this 1847-nucleotide messenger RNA. It is a transcript of the gene CDK1, whose product is annotated as cyclin dependent kinase 1. The coding region runs from base 155 to 1048 and encodes 297 amino acids. Gene Ontology annotation, cellular component: nucleus. Gene Ontology annotation, biological process: G2/M transition of mitotic cell cycle; protein phosphorylation; mitotic G2 DNA damage checkpoint signaling. The record is from RefSeq and is a predicted model, not a curated record. Lineage: Eukaryota; Metazoa; Chordata; Mammalia; Chiroptera; Phyllostomidae. The transcript is spliced from 9 exons. Gene Ontology annotation, molecular function: ATP binding; cyclin-dependent protein serine/threonine kinase activity; RNA polymerase II CTD heptapeptide repeat kinase activity.